UGUGAGGUAUGGAAAGUAAACAAACAAGCUAUAGCGCUAAUCAGAUACAGCACAACGGGCAGCAACCAUGGGAACCCCCUUAAUCUGAGGUUUCAGAUCGCGAUGAAAGUAGCCUGGUCCUCGGCCAGUUGAAAGGACAUAUCCUAACUGCUGGGGCUUUAAUCAGACUCACAACUGCCCUCAACCGACACGAAGAAUGUAACUGCACCGUUACCCAUCAGCAAGGGACUUCUGGGUUGCUGGCGGAAUGUUUAAGGCGGGCACUUCGGCGACCCAGGUGUUUUAGGACAACGUCCGCGGUUCGGCUGCCCUGUUAUCGCCAUAGCCUAAUAUAACAACACAUCAGCCUUAACCGGCGUCUAGCCUGCUUUACCUUCGAUAGUCAAUCGUCGGCGCUUGCAUGCUCUACUGAAGUUAGUUGGAUAGUUUUCCAAAAGGUCGGAUUUACAAUGAAAGCCAAGAUUGGGGUCAUCCUAGUCAUGCUUGCAGCUUUCGUUUAUGUUGCAGCACAGGAUGCUGAAGCCGAGCAAAAUGUUGUGGAAGAGUUAUUGGUGGAAACCUUGGUGAAACCCGAAACUUGCUCUAUAAUGUCAGAAAUGGGAGACACGCUACAAAUCCACUAUACGGGUAAACUGCUGGCAGAUGGCAAGGUGAUUGACUCAUCACUGUCCCGGGACCCCCUUGUUGUUGUGCUGGGAAAGAGGACCGUUAUCCCUGGUCUGGAACAGAGCUUGGUAGGAGUUUGUGAAGGACAAAAAAUCAAGACCACUAUUCCACCACACCUUGCCUAUGGAAAGCGAGGAUACCCUCCCACCAUCCCAGCUGAUGCUGCCCUAGAGUUUGAAGUGGAGGUGAUGUCACUGAUCCAAGUAACCCCAUGGCAGAAGAUGGUGAACGAUGUCUUCCCUCUAGUGUGUCUGGGCCUGGUUCCCACUUUGCUGGGCAUGGUGGGCCUCUAUCUCUAUAACAAGGCCAAUGCCCAGCGGCCAGGCAAGAAGGCCAAGAAGAGAAAGAAUAAAUAAAGGAAACUCACAGAACUAUUUAAAUAAUAAAAUGUAAAAACAACAAGGGAACGUUGUUAUUAUCGGA
This is a messenger RNA of Oncorhynchus masou masou (cherry salmon), 1089 nucleotides long. RefSeq names its product peptidyl-prolyl cis-trans isomerase FKBP11-like. Gene Ontology annotation, molecular function: peptidyl-prolyl cis-trans isomerase activity. The record is from RefSeq and is a predicted model, not a curated record. Bases 450 to 1022 code for a protein of 190 amino acids. Gene Ontology annotation, cellular component: endoplasmic reticulum. The transcript has 6 exons. NCBI's taxonomy places the organism in Eukaryota, Metazoa, Chordata, Actinopteri, Salmoniformes, Salmonidae. Gene Ontology annotation, biological process: protein peptidyl-prolyl isomerization.